UCGAAUAGUUUCGGUUACACACAGAACUCUAUUUUUGCUUCUCAGAGAGCGGAAAUUUAAGUUGGCGCUCUGAGGUUUGUGACGCCCGGAGAAAACUUUGGUUGAACUGUCUGUGUGUAGACAUCAUUUAAAGGAAGAGAGGGAUAACAGGUGAGACGGCACCGGAUGCUCUAACCUGAGAUUCUAACCUUGUGGGUGAUGGUCUUCUAUUUUGGUUACGUAAGCGUCUCCAGUUAUCUUAUCUAAACGAGCGAGGAAAAUAACUUCCCGGGGAUCUGCCGGUAUGCAUGAGGUGGCCAGCAGUGCGCCCGUCGGGUCAGAGGAACAUUUAAAUGCUCCUGUGGGAGAAACAGCAUUUCCCUCAGAGGAACCAAAUGUUUUAGACUGUAAAGCAUCAGGUAAUGAUGAACGUAAUUCUGAUUCCCCUAAAAACAGGAUAACAAGUCAGUUCCGCUCAAAUCUUGAAGAACGCUUUUCUAGACAGGGUCUUCGACCCUUAUCUCCUUCGAUUAGCGCCUCCACACGCAGAUCCAGACUUCAGAAACAGCUGGAGGUCAAUGAACCGGGCAGCUGCACCUCCCGCAGAAUAUCAGUUGAUGCUUCCGAGAAGGGCUCUCUCACCCCCGCUAUGCGUAAGAAGUAUUUAAAAGAGUUGUUACUGAAUAACAGAUCUGGAUUUUCAAGCAUUUUAUCAUCCAGACAGUCAUGCGAAUUCUCAAACGACCAUGAGGAGAAUGCACCGUAUGGAGUAAACGACACUAUCAACAGCUGUGCACUCUGGGCUUUAGAUCCCAUGGAACACGCUUGGAUGCUCUCUGCUGUGGAUGGGAAUUAUGACACUAUUGUGGAAUUUCUUGCAGAAGAUCCAAGCCUAUUGAGCAGAAAAGACUUUAUCAGUGGUUACACAGUUCUCCACUGGUUGGCCAAAAAUGGAAAGGACGAGACACUGAUUCAACUUCUCAAGCAUGCUGAGAAGGAGGGACUGCCAGUGAAUGUGAACUUGAGAGGCAGUGGAGGUCUAACACCUCUCCAUGUGGCUGCCAUGCAUAACCAGUACAUGGUUGUGAAGCUUUUGGUUGGUGCAUUUAAUGCCAAUAUAGAUGUUAUGGACUACAGCGGGAAGAGAGCAUGGCAAUAUCUUAAGCACAAUGCACCUAUGGAAAUGAAGGAGCUUCUUGGAGCCUGGGAUGACGAACACACUGUAGGGUACUUGAACAUGAACAACAGUGCGAGUCAAGCACAGCCAAUAGAACACACUCAAGAAAAUAAAGUUGCGGUGGACAGUUCAGAAGGCAGAAAUUCACGCUGGCGAUUUGGGUCAUUUAAAAGGCUAUUAUACAAUGUUGGUCUGCUUGAAGAAAAGUUUGAUAAUUGAAUUUCCUUUUGCAUGCAGCAGUUGACUUCUCCAAAAUCCUUAGUUGCACUUUUACAAUUUAGUUGCAUCUUUUCAGAGGGCCUUACUGUAGAAAUGGCAAUGUGUCAAGUACUUUCUGAUACAUGGCUUGCCUCUGUGUGCCAUCUUUUUUAUAAAUAUCUUUAAUAAAGAAAGCAAAAUGCAAGAGUC
Molecule: messenger RNA, 1564 nt
Organism: Myxocyprinus asiaticus (Chinese sucker)
Lineage: Eukaryota; Metazoa; Chordata; Actinopteri; Cypriniformes; Catostomidae
Product: ankyrin repeat domain-containing protein SOWAHD-like
Exons: 2
Coding region: 284-1375 (363 amino acids)
Molecular function (GO): protein binding
Source: RefSeq, a predicted model, not a curated record